AUGGCGACAAACUUACAGUACGAAGUUAUCAUCAUCGGCUCUGGCCAAUCCGGCACGCCCUUUGCCGCCGCAUUUGCGAAAGCUGGACAAAAAACAGCGCUGAUUGAACGCGAGCAUAUCGGUGGAAGCUGUAUUAAUGAAGGCUGUACACCGACAAAAACGUUAAUUGCAUCGGGUCGCAUCGCCUAUCUAGUUCGUAAGGGACUAGAUUAUGGUAUACACACUUGUCAGCACGAGACCGAUGUGAAUGUGGCCGUGGUCGAUAUGCUCAAGGUCCGCCAACGGAAACGCAACAUCGUCGCCUCAUUCCGCGGUGGUAGUGAGACUAAGUUAAGAGACGCUGGCGUGGAUACCCUAAUAGGUGAGGCGACUUUUGUGGACGAGAAGACACUCGAGUAUAAAGAUAGUGGUGGCAAUGUGAGAACUAUCCAAAGCCAGAAGAUAUUCAUCAAUGUCGGAGCACGACCUGCACCGCCACUCCUCGAAGGGAUCGGCUUGCUUGAUCGAAGAGCAGUCUUAGAUUCCACGUCAAUUCAAGAGCUAGACGAGGUUCCUAGCCACCUCGUGGUGAUUGGAGGAGGGUAUGUGGGAGUGGAAUUUGCACAAUUGUUUCGUAGACUAGGUGCACAGGUUACUAUAAUCCAGCGUGGAAGACAAUUACUACCGCACGAGGACGAAGAAAUUGCUCACCUACUGCGAAAUAUUUUUCAAGAGGAUGGACUUGCGGUACACUUGAACUCUGACCCUGUCAGAAUUGCGCCGUCGCCUAGCGGGUUUACUCUUUAUUUCCACGUCAAUAAUGGCGAUCGAACCGUCGAAGGAACGCAUAUCCUAUUCGCUACUGGCCGCAUUCCAAAUACAGACAGUUUAAAGCCAGAAGCUGCAGGUAUCGACACCGACAAGAAAGGUUAUAUUGUGACAAACGAAUAUCUCGAGACUUCGUCUCCUUCUAUUUUUGCAAUAGGCGACGUGAAAGGACCACCGGCAUUCACGCAUAUCUCGUACGACGACUUUCGCAUCCUUCGGUCUAACAUGCUUUCAUUACCACCUACGAGGCUCUCUACCAAAGACCGCAUUGUCCCGUACGUGGUGUUCACUGAUCCCCAACUAGCGCACGUCGGCCUCCAUGAGAAGGAAGCUCGUGUAAAGUUCCCCAACAAGAGGAUUCAAACUGCGAAAAUGCCGAUGGCAUACAUCGCCCGCGCACUAGAAACGGACGAGUCGAGAGGAAUGAUGAAAGCUGUCGUGGACGGUGAUAUAGGGUUGAUUCUAGGGUUUUCCUGCUUGGGCAUCGAGGGUGGCGAAAUCAUGAGCAUGGUGGAAGUAGCGAUGAUCGGAAAUGUUCCCUACCAAAAAUUGCGAGAUGCAGUCUUGGCCCAUCCCACUCUAGCAGAGAGCCCAAUAUACUGA
Penicillium cosmopolitanum is the source of this 1410-nucleotide messenger RNA. RefSeq names its product mercuric reductase. NCBI's taxonomy places the organism in Eukaryota, Fungi, Ascomycota, Eurotiomycetes, Eurotiales, Aspergillaceae. The record is from RefSeq and is a predicted model, not a curated record. Gene Ontology annotation, molecular function: oxidoreductase activity; flavin adenine dinucleotide binding. The transcript is spliced from 2 exons. Bases 1 to 1410 code for a protein of 469 amino acids.